AGAACUCCCUAACUGCAUAACAGAUUUUCGCGCCAAUUCCCCACAUUUCCGUAGAGCGAGCGAGCGAGCGAAACAGAGAGUCGUUUCCAUGGAGGCAACAACCGUCGACGUCGUAGCUGAGAUCCCCAAGGCGGAGCAAGGAAGCGGAGCCAAGAACUCCCACACCAGCACCGCCGAAAGCGGUGGCAAGAAGCCACUCGUUGUUGCUGUUGUAGCCGCUGCCGCCGAUGCUGAUGGCAGUACUUCCGCCGGUUCUUCUCCGACUUCGGUUCUGCCGUCCCAGAGGAAGAAGAAUAGGGUUCAGGUCUCCAAUAACAAGAAGCCCUUCGUCUUCUAUCUCAAUAUUGCCAAGAAGUACCUGAAGCUGUACAAUGAUGUUGAACUUUCUGCUCUGGGCAUGGCUAUUCCUACUGUUGUUACCAUUGCUGAGAUUCUGAAACGAAAUGGACAGGCAACUGAGAAAAGAAUCACGAUUUCUACAAUAAUCAGCCCCAAGGAAAAUGAGAUGGGUCGCCAGAUUGAGAAAGCAAAGAUUGAGAUUGUGCUGGAAAAGGUUGAGAAAUUUGACAAGACCAGCAGUGUUGAUGUUGCCACAGUCCUGAAGGAUUCUGAUAAAGGGGCUAGUUCUGCAGCUUGAUUGACCGCAGCAAUGACACUGAGAUCUGAUUUCUGCAGCGUGAUGUUUGCUUGUUUUCGACUUGACAAUUCAGUAGAUACCUAUGUAGAUACCAUAAUUGAUACACAAAAUAGAUAGACUAGUUGUUGGAACUGCUGUUAGCAUGAUUAUGCUGCAGAUAGGAACAGCUUAGUGGGAGCAGAUCUAGCCGAACCUUCCUCUACAUUUCUGUGUCUUUACCAUUUUGAAGUAUGUUGUUCCUCUCUCCAACUAUUUGUUGAGAGGAUGAUGUAGACAUGUAGCCUUUCGUUUUUUUUGUCCAGUAAAAUGAAUGCAUUUUU
Rubroshorea leprosula is the source of this 957-nucleotide messenger RNA. Lineage: Eukaryota; Viridiplantae; Streptophyta; Magnoliopsida; Malvales; Dipterocarpaceae. The record is from the annotation of a GenBank genome assembly.